AUGACUGUACACAUCUUCUCACACUUGCCUGAGUUCGCACAGGGAGGCCUGUACAUUGCCUCCUACCUGCUAAUCACCCUUGGGGCCACCUCCUCCCGCGGUGCCCAGGACAUCAAGAAGAUUCUAGACAGCGUGGGCAUAGACCAACUCAACAAGGCCAUCAGUGAGCUGAAUGAAAGACACAUUGACGAGGUCAGGGCCCAGGAGGUUGGGAAGCUGGCCAGUGGGGCUGCUGGUGGGGCUGCUGGUGGGGCUGCUGGUGGGGCUGCUGGUGGGGCUGCUGGUGGGGCUGCUGGUGGGGCUGCUGCGGAGGCGAAGAAAAACAAGAAGGAAGAGGAGUCUGAGGAGUCAGACGAGGACAUGGCAUUUGGCUGGUUUAAUGACAUUCCUGCUCCUGUGCAAAUAAGGCCUUUUAAUAUAGCUUGA
This is a messenger RNA of Peromyscus maniculatus bairdii (prairie deer mouse), 426 nucleotides long. NCBI's taxonomy places the organism in Eukaryota, Metazoa, Chordata, Mammalia, Rodentia, Cricetidae. The record is from RefSeq and is a predicted model, not a curated record.